AUGGAUCCGCACGACGUCGUGCUCCAUCGGCGCGACGAAUACACCGAGCACCCGUACCUGUACUCGCCGACGCCGAUCCCCGACGCCGAUUCCCGGCGCGCUGCACGCCUGCCGCGAGGCGCGGACCCUGCUGGCGUCGGACGAGUACCACUACUUCGCGGCCUUUGGCGCGCCACUCCCCGAGGACGACUGGUCGUACGGUACACGUGGGAGGCCUUUGGCGUCGACACGGUGCACAUACCAGAUCGCGUCAUGCCCGACGACGACUACGCGCCGUACCCGCUGCUGCUCCGUUCUGUGCACGUCUACGCGCGUAACCCGGACUACUUCGCCGAGAAGUGCGCCGGCUGCGUCGGCACGCUAAAAGCGGCUAGCUCUUUCGUCCACAAGACCCUCGAGGUCCGGCCCAUGAUCUUCGAGGUCCUCCCGGACGUGUUUGUGCGCCUGACCGACAGCCGCGGGUAUGAUAUGAACUCGAAGAACUAUAAGUAG
Messenger RNA from Lasiosphaeria miniovina, 492 nucleotides. RefSeq lists its product as uncharacterized. The record is from RefSeq and is a predicted model, not a curated record. The transcript is spliced from 2 exons. Bases 1 to 492 code for a protein of 163 amino acids. Lineage: Eukaryota; Fungi; Ascomycota; Sordariomycetes; Sordariales; Lasiosphaeriaceae.